AUGGCUCCGCCGUCUCCGCCGUCUCCGCUCCUCGGCUCCCCGGCGUCGAUCGUCCUCCUCCUCCUCGCCUUCUUCCAAGGCCCCGUGGCGGGCGCCAUCACGUUCACCUUCGCGAACCGGUGCACGGACACGGUGUGGCCGGGGCUGCUCUCGGGCUCGGGCUCGCCGCCGCUGGAGACGACCGGCUUCGCGCUGCCGCCGGGGCAGUCGCGCUCGCUCUACGGGCCCACGGGCUGGUCGGGCCGCUUCUGGGGCCGCUCCGGCUGCGACUUCGACGGGCGCGGCAAGGGCACCUGCGCCACGGGGGACUGCGGGUCGGGCGAGGUCGAGUGCCGCGGCGCCGGGGCCACCCCGCCCGCCACGCUCGCCGAGUUCACCCUCGACGGCGACGGCGGCAAGGACUUCUACGACGUCAGCCUCGUCGACGGGUACAACCUGCCCAUGCUCGUGCAGCCGUCCGCGCCGGGCUGCCCCGACACCGGCUGCCUCGUCGACCUCAACGAGCGCUGCCCCUCCGAGCUCAGCUCCGCGGGCGGCCGCGCAUGCCGCAGCGCAUGCGAGGCCUUCGGAAAGCCGGAGUACUGCUGCAACGGCGCCUACGCGACCCCGGACACGUGCCACCCCUCCCAGUACUCGCAGCUCUUCAAGAACGCAUGCCCAAAGUCCUACAGCUACGCCUACGACGACGGCACAUCCACCUUCACCUGCAACCACACCGAUUACACCAUUACCUUCUGCCCACAGUCAAAUCCAAACAGUGGAAAAGGUAAGCAUGCGUUGCGGAGGCCGAGCCAUGAGCAGCUCGAAGACGACGUGUGGCUGGGGAGCUUGAAGAAAACCAGCGGCGCCGGUGCUCUCGGCGCCUCGUCAUGGUCGACGUCUAGAGCUUUCCAGGCCACCCUAGCAAUUGCAGUGGUGAUCAUGCUUUCCAUAGCACAGGCACAUCCUCUCUUUGGGUUUCUAUGACCGGGCAAGGUAGGCGAUUCUUCAUCUGUAGGAGCGAUCCGAAUAGUUGUUCUCGGAUCAGAGCAAUAGGGGAGGAGACGCGGAGAGCAUGUUCUAUAGGCCUUUUUGCUUGUUGGUCAAGAAUGUGAGGCGUCCUCAAGUUCCAAUUCUAGGUGUUCUGCUAGUAGUAUUUCACAUUGCUUUGUUGCCUUUUCAAAAACAUUGUUCUCUGAAUUAUAUAUAUUCUUUUUUGUGCA
This is a messenger RNA of Lolium rigidum, 1202 nucleotides long. RefSeq names its product thaumatin-like protein 1. The record is from RefSeq and is a predicted model, not a curated record. The transcript has 3 exons. Gene Ontology annotation, biological process: defense response. NCBI's taxonomy places the organism in Eukaryota, Viridiplantae, Streptophyta, Magnoliopsida, Poales, Poaceae. The coding region runs from base 1 to 966 and encodes 321 amino acids. Gene Ontology annotation, cellular component: extracellular region.